Cylindrotheca closterium is the source of this 1854-nucleotide messenger RNA. NCBI's taxonomy places the organism in Eukaryota, Bacillariophyta, Bacillariophyceae, Bacillariales, Bacillariaceae. The record is from the annotation of a GenBank genome assembly.
AUGAUUACGAGACGGCCAGAGAGGAGUGGCUUUAUGCUGCUUCUUUUCAGUGUUCAAUGCUUCAGAAUUGUCAAUGGGUUUUCCGGCCGACAAACAGUGCCAAGAUUUCCAUUUCCACUGUCAAGAUUUCCACUGUCAAAAGUGAUACCCAGCAGCACUUCCAACCGGAUAAUAUCAUCAUCAUCAUUACCAUCAUCAUUGCAUAAGAAAAAAUCACCAGUCAUCCUGAAUAAUGACGAAGGAACAUCGGAUGAGGCUAUUAAUGGUGAAGAGGAAGCUGUGCCAACUGAAGCCUUUGGAGUUUCUGAAAAGACAUUGGUCAUGAACGAUAUGAUUCAGACGGCAAACAGCGAAGAAGAAGAAGAAAAGGAUGGUGGUGAAACCAUUGAGGAUAUCAUCAGCAUCAGCAAUACAACAGAAAUUGUCAAUGAAAUUGAAGAAACUGAAAUUAUCGUGCAAGAGAAGGAAUCAACCACCGUAUUGUUGGCGGACAACGAUGACUCGUCGUCCUCGUCGUCUUCGGAAAAAUUGAGGAGUCUCAGUCCAAAGGCAGUAUUGCGUUUCAUUGCCCCAACUUUGGCGUUAUGGAUUGCUCCACCAGUCAUGUCCUUGAUUGAUACCAGUGCCGUAGGUCGAUUUUGUGGAGCAACCGAUUUGGCAGCCACCAAUCUUGUAACGAAUGCCAAUGCCAAUGCUAGUACUACUAGUGACGAUCGACAAGAAUCGGAUCGAAUUGUCAGCGAGGCGCUAUUUUUGGCAUUGAUCAGUGGUAUCGGACUAGGCGCCAUGGUACUCGUGGCUGGAAGUCCUAUAUUGGGCAUGAUUGCCGGUGAAGCCAGUCGAUCCGUCGUUCCUUCGGCGUUAAAGUAUGCCUUGGUAAGAGCAUUUGGACAACCAUUUGUCAUUAUGGCAAGUGUGGCACGAGCUGCCGCCUUGGCAGAAAGGGAUACGAAAGGACCCUUGGUAUCGGUCGGUUUGGCAUUUAUUUUGAAUGUGAUUGGGACCUUGACGUUGGUGACGAAAACACCCUUGGGAAUUGUGGGAGCCGCCAUUGGUACCCUUUGUGCCGAUGUUGCAUCGACAGGAUUUCUCUUGAGCCGGCUCCGACAAUCUCGAAAACGACGAGGAAACAACGAAUCGUCGUCAUCCUCAUCAUCCUCAUCUGUCACUAUGCCAUUGCUACAAGUACCAUCGUUGGACAGCACCAAACGAUUUCUUCAAUAUGCCGCACCAAUUUUCUUCACCAUUUUAGGAAAGCUCGUGGUCUACAAUGGCGUUGCGUUGUCGGUCGGGAGACUAGGCUCGGUGGCAUUGGCAGCUCAUCAAGUCCUUCUCAGGAGUUUCUUCUUUUGGUGUCCCGUUGGAGAUUCAGUGGGGAUGACAUCGCAAGUCUUUUUGCCAGGCAUCCUAGCCAAAGAACGACGAACAGGAGUCCCACAAAGAGGAGCCAAGCGAUUACUAUUUAGCACCGGGGUAGGAGCAGGACUGGUAGCGGCCGUAUUGGCGUGGUUGCUCCCGGCCAGAGGGGCGGGGCUUUUCACUGCCGAUGCCGCCGUGGCACAAGCCCUGCGGCGAACGGCUCCCAUUCUUGGUUUGAGUAUAUCCAUGCACGCAGUUGCACUGACUUGCGAGGGGAUGCUUUUGGCACAGCGAGAUUUGGGAUUUCUUUCCAAGUCGUACAUUAUCACUACGAUUGCUACCAUCAGCCUACUGCUGAGUCCGUUGCGGCCUUCGACUUUGGGCGGUUCCUGGUGGAUUCUUGCCUUAUUCCAGGCAAGCCGAUCGUUCCAAUUCACGCUACGUAACAUUAUUCUGACGAAUCGAAAGUCAAAGCAGCUUUCUGUCACAGCAUAA